Molecule: messenger RNA, 1389 nt
Organism: Cryphonectria parasitica EP155
Lineage: Eukaryota; Fungi; Ascomycota; Sordariomycetes; Diaporthales; Cryphonectriaceae
Product: family 34 glycosyltransferase
Exons: 3
Coding region: 1-1389 (462 amino acids)
Biological process (GO): protein N-linked glycosylation
Cellular component (GO): Golgi membrane
Molecular function (GO): glycosyltransferase activity
Source: RefSeq, a predicted model, not a curated record
AUGACACUCUCCCGGAGUCCCUCGCCCGCCCCCGGCGGAGGCUGGUCCAGUCCGGGUCUCAACAUCUCCACGAGCGGUCGGUCGAGCCCAGCGACGGUCUACACGGCGGCCAAUAGCGGCAACAACAACAAGGCACUGUGGGAGUCGUCGCACACAAGAAAUAUGGGGGCCAGAGGCUACCCUGCGUUCGAGACGCAGAACCAAGGCUUCUUCCAGAGACACAUGCGCCGCAUAUCCAACAGCCUACCACGCUUCAACACGAAUACACACUACGCAGAGAAAGAGAAGCUGCAGAGGGGGAGGUGGUCGCCCGCGCCGACGCUACCUGUGUAUGGAAGGCUGAGGAGUGUCGCUGGGCGCAUCGGUCGCAGGGCAAAGCUGCGCCUGCUCUUUGUCUUCCUCCUGUUAUUCGCCAUCUGGAUUUUCUUCCAUUCUCCUUUACUAUUCUACUGGCGGCGAAAAUCAUGGCUUGGUGGUGGGGAGAAGUACGUGAUCAUAUUGGGGGCCAACGUCGGCGGGGGUGUCAUGGAGUGGAAGGGCGCGAGGGAAUGGGCGAUUGAGCGCGACAGCCUGCGCAACAAGAAGAAGUACGUUGCCAACUGGGGCUAUGAGCUAGAGGUGGUAGACAUGAGCACCAAGAAGCGCUAUGCGCACGAGUGGAGGGAGAGCUGGGAAAAGGUCGAUUUUGUCAGGAAUGCGCUCAAGAAGUACCCAAAGGCCGAGUGGGUGUGGUGGCUCGACCUCAACAGCUACAUCAUGGAACCUGGCUACUCCCUGCAGAGUCACAUGUUCAAGGAGCUGGACAAGCAUGUCUACCGGGACAUCAACGAGUACAACCCUCUCAACAUCACCCACCCGCCGACGGACAUUUACCUGGACGAGGAGAUGCGCAGCUCCGUCGGCGACGGCGACAUCAACUCGGUCAACUUCAUCCUCUCGCAGGACUGCGCAGGCUUCAACCUGGGGUCCUUCUUCGUCCGGCGCAGCGCCUGGACGGACCGCCUGCUCGACGUGUGGUGGGACCCGGUCGCCUAUGAGCAGAAGCACAUGGAGUGGGCGCACAAGGAGCAGGACGCCCUGGAACAGCUGUACCGCAAUCAGCCCUGGAUCCGCGCCCACACCGGCUUCAUCCCCCAGCGCAUGAUCAACAGCUUCCCGCCCGGCGCGUGCUCCGACGUCGGCAACAGCACCCGCGUGCACUAUAACCAGCACGAUCGCGAUUUUGUCGUCAACAUGGCGGGCUGCGAGUGGGGUCGCGACUGCUGGGGCGAGAUGUACAAUUACCGCGAGCUGAGCUACUACCUGAACCGGUCGUGGUGGGAGCGGUUCAAGGAGGACCUCGUCGCCGUGGUCAUCUACAAGAUCACGGGCAAGAAGCUCAAGCUUUGA